AUGAAUUCAGUGGCUGGAAAUAAGGAGAGGAUUGCGGUCACGGCGCGGAGCAGAAAAUACGGGGUGACCGACCCCUGCUCCCCCACCAAGCCCGCCGCCCCCUUCUCCCCCGAGAGCUGGUACCGGAAGGCGUACGAGGAGUCCCGGGCGGGCGGGCGCCCGGCGCCGGAGGGAGCCGGGUCUGCCCUGGGCUCCUCCGGCACCCCGUCCCCCGGCUCCGGCACCUCUUCGCCGGGCUCCUUCACCGGCUCGCCGGGACCCGCCUCGCCCGGCAUCGGCACCAGCUCCCCCGGCUCUCUGGGCGGCUCGCCGGGCUUCGGCACCGGCUCGCCGGGUUCCGGCAGCGGCGGCGGCUCCUCGCCGGGCUCGGAUCGCGGCGUCUGGUGCGAGCACUGCAGCGCCCGCCUGGCGGAGCUGAAGAGGCAGGCGCUGAAGCUCCUCAUCCCCGGGCCCGUCAGCAGCAAGGACCCAGGUUUCUCGUCAGUGAUUCAUGAGAAGCUCCAAGUUCCCAAUACCAUUCGUAAGGCAUGGAAUGAGAAGGACAACAGAUGUGACGUUUGUGCCACACACCUAAACCAGCUGAAGCAAGAGGCCAUUCAGAUGGUGCUGACCUUGGAGCAAGCUGCCAACUCAGAACAUUAUGAUGCCUCACCAGGCUCUCCCCCACCUCUCUCCAAUGUCCCCACGUUGGUGAGUCCCCGGCACAUGGGCAGCCUGCAGCCCAGGGACUGGGCAUACGUGCCUGCUCCUUAUGCUCCAUCUAAUUAUACAGCCUUUGUUGCCAACAAACACAGUGGAAAACCCAACAGUCUAGGAAUUGGAAAUGGGGUGGAGAAAAAAAACAGCUCUCCUGGACACCAAGCUAAAGUCAGCUUUCAGAUGGCCACCAGCCCCAGCAAUGGUAAUGUUCUCAACUCUGUGGCUAUCCAGGCCCACCAGUACCUUGAUGGCACCUGGUCUUUGUCAAGAGCAAAUGGAGUCACUCUCUAUCCCUACCAAAUAUCUCAGCUUAUGACAGAGACUAGUCGAGAAGGCCUGACUGAAGCAGCAUUGAACCGCUACAAUGCAGAUAAACCCUCCCUGUACACCUUCCCUGCUUCCCAGAGCACAUAUGUUGCCAGUGAAGUAUCCACAGGCACAUCGGUUGCAGCAUCAUUUUUUGCCAGAGCUGCUCAGAAAUUGAACCUGUCUUCCAAAAAGAAGAAGCACAGGCCUUCUGCAUCAUCUGUUCCUGAAAAUCCACUCUUCUCUACCUGCUUCAGCAGUAUCCUUCAGGCUUCCCCACCCCCUGCACCACCAUGUUUGUUGAGGGCAGUCAGCAAAGUGAAAGACACUCCUGGUUUGGGCAAGGUCAAAGUCAUGGUGCGCAUUUCUUCCACGCUUGCCAGAGACACGUCUGAAUCCAGCUCUUUCUUAAAAGUUGACCCCCGCAAGAAGCAAAUCACACUGUAUGACCCAUUGGCCUGUGGAGGUCAGAAUGCUUUCCAGAAAAGGGGCAGCCAGGUUCCACCCAAGAUGUUUGCUUUUGACGCAGUUUUCCCUCAAGACGCAUCACAGGCUGAAGUAUGUGCUGGGACUGUGGCCGAGGUGAUCCAGUCUGUGGUCAAUGGGGCAGAUGGCUGUGUGUUCUGCUUUGGUCAUGCCAAGCUUGGGAAGUCAUACACCAUGAUUGGAAAGGAUGAUUCCAUGCAAAAUCUUGGAAUAAUUCCUUGUGCCAUCUCGUGGCUAUUCAAGUUGAUUAAUGAACGCAAAGAGAAGACAGGAGCACGCUUCUCAGUCCGGAUAUCUGCAGUGGAAGUGUGGGGGAAAGAAGAAAAUCUGAGAGACCUGUUGUCAGAAGUGGCUACAGGUAGCCUGCAAGAUGGCCAGUCCCCAGGUGUCUACCUUUGUGAGGAUCCCAUUUGUGGCAUGCAGCUUCAGAAUCAGAGCGAGCUCCGUGCCCCUACUGCAGAGAAGGCUGCCUUCUUCCUGGACGCGGCCAUCGCCUCCCGCCGCAGCAGCCAGCGGGACUGCGAUGAGGAGGACCACCGCAACUCCCACAUGCUCUUCACACUGCACAUCUACCAGUACCGCAUGGAGAAGAGCGGCAAGGGUGGAAUGUCUGGAGGUCGCAGCCGCUUGCACCUUAUUGACCUGGGCAGCUGCGUGAAAGUGCUCAGCAAAAACCGCGAGGGAAGCUCUGGCCUCUGUCUCUCCUUGCCAGCGCUGGGCAAUGUCAUCCUCGCCCUUGUCAAUGGAAGCAAACACAUCCCAUACAAAGACAGCAAGCUGACCAUGUUGCUCCGAGAGUCCUUGGGGAAUAUGAACUGUCGCACCACGAUGAUAGCUCACAUUUCAGCUGCUGCGGGGAACUAUGCCGAGACGCUCUCCACCAUCCAGAUUGCCUCAAGGGUCCUCAGGAUGAAGAAAAAGAAAACUAAGUACACAUCAAGUUCUUCUGGAGGAGAGAGCUCUUGUGAGGAGGGCCGGAUGCGGAGGCCAACCCAGCUGAGGCCUUUCCAUUCUAGAAACACUGUGGACCCAGACUUCCCUAUUUUGCAUUUAUCAAGUGAUCCUGAUUAUUCAUCCAGCAGUGAGCAGUCAUGUGACACGGUGAUCUACGUUGGCCCCAAUGGCACUGCCCUUUCUGACAAGGAACUGACAGAUAAUGAGGGUCCCCCUGACUUUGUUCCCAUAGUUCCUGCUCUGCAAAAGACCAAAAAUGAGGGCAGGUUGGAGGAAGUUAAUGAAUCAGGGCCUAGCACAUCAGAAAGAGACUGCCUGAAGUGCAACACCUUUGCAGAGCUCCAGGAGAGACUGGAUUGCAUAGAUGGCAGUGAAGAGACCGACAAAUUUCCCUUUGAAGAGAUGCCUCCUCAAUUUAGCUCAGACCAGAUGUCUAAGUGCACUGUCUCGAGCCAGCUGGCAGAGCUUAGCCACUUACCAGAGUCAGAUAAGGAAGAUACGAUGCUGGAAUGUCAACAUCCUGAUAGAGAAGCCAAGGAAAAUACAAAUACAACACCCAGCAAAUCUAGAAGAAAUCACUCUCCUGUUCCUUCUGGAGCUCUUACCAAUCUUUCAACUCCUUCUUCUCCCAGGAGUGUAACAGGCAGCUCUAGCAAAGAGCUUAACUCUUGUCAGUUAGCACACAGCACCAGCUUGCAGAGCAGCAGAGAAGGGCUCAACACCUGUGGAUUUGUGGAAGGCAAACCUCGGCCAAUGGGUUCUCCCCGGCUUGGCAUUGCAAGCCUCUCAAAGACAUCUGAGUAUAAGCCACCAACUUCUCCUUCCCAGAGGUGCAAGGUCUAUACACAGAAAGGAGUCCUGCCCAGCUCCACUCCCCCACCAGCUCCCCUGAGUAAGGAUGCUGCCAUGACAUCUACUGAAUCUUUAUUACAGCCAGAAAUCCGGACCCCACCUGUAGGCAUGAGCCCUCAGAUUAUGAAAAAGUCAGUGUCGUCCAACAAUGGGGAUUUUGAAGAGACUGUUCUCAAUGAAGAUUGGCAGCAAAGCAUUUCUCCAGAAUCCAAGAAGGAGGUUUUGAGCACAACCAUGGUGACUGUGCAGCAGCCACUGGAGCUGAAUGGAGAGGAUGAGCUUGUGUUCACCCUUGUGGAAGAGCUGACCAUUAGUGGUGUCCUUGACAAUGGGCGCCCGACCAGUAUCAUCAGUUUUAACAGUGACUGCUCUGUGCAGGCGUUGGCCUCUGGCUCUAGGCCAGUCAGUAUCAUCAGCAGCAUCUCUGAAGAUCUGGAAUGUUAUUCCAGUGCAGCUCCCGUGUCUGAAGUGAGCAUCACACAGUUCCUUCCUCUUCCAAAGCUGAGUCUGGAUGACAAACCGCAAGAUGAUGGCAGCAGGCGCUCAUCCAUCAGCUCAUGGCUGAGCGAAAUGAGCACGGGGAGUGAUGGUGAACAGUCGUGCCACAGCUUCAUAGCCCAGGCAUGCUAUGGGCAUGGGGAAGCUAUGGCAGAACCCCCUGUCUCCGAGUUUGCAAGCACCAUACAAAGCGCCAGCAUGAUUUGUGUAAGUGACAAACAGAAGUCAGUGACUGACAACAUGCUUAUACUGUCAGAAAUGGGGGAGGAAGCUUUCGGCAAAGUGCCGCCCAUCAAAGGCUGUAAAAUAUCAGCUCUAGGUAAAACUACAGUCACAAUCAAAAACACUGCAAGUCUUAGCAGCUGUGAAGGCUACAUCCCAAUGAAGACAAACAUUACUGUGUAUCCAUGUAUUGCUGUUAAUUCCUUCAAAACUCAAGACACUGAUGAUGCUGUAGCAGCUGUAACUGCAGACCCAAAGACUGUUCAUCCCCAUGAUGGGAAAGAGCCCACUGCUAAGAAGGUUAUCAAAUUUGAAGACCCUUGGUUGAAGAGGGAAGAUGAUGGUAAAAAGGACAGCUCUGGGAGCAGUGAGGAGCCAAGGCCUGAUACAGUUGUUGUUUCAGCUAAGCCUGAGCACAGCACAAAACAGUCCUCUGUUGACAGAUUUAGCACCAGCAGUGGGGACACCUCUAUUUCCCCAGGCUCUGACAGUCUAAAAAGGAUCGUGGAUGGGUGUGAGGUGGCAGCAUCCAGCUCUGCAACCCAAAGCCCUGUUCAUUCCAGUGAUGGCUUGAAGAAUUGUAGCCUCCCUCGAGGGCUCCCAAAGGCAAGCAAGGUGGAGGAAUCUGACAGUCAUCUCCAUCCUACUUCUACUGAUAGCAGUGGAGUCAGUUCUCCUGCCCUCCCCCAGUUUUCUAGGGCUAGUCUUGACAAGAAAAUGGCCUCUCCCAAGCACUGCAUACUCACUCGUCCCAAAGGAACCCCUCCUCUGCCACCUGUGAGAAAAUCGAGCUUGGAUCAGAAGAACAGAGCCAGCCCUCAGCACAGCGCAGCCAGCAGUACCACGAACAGUCCCUCCAGCCAGCCUGUGUCCUUCCUGGCCAGCUUCCCUGAGGAGCAGAAUGCCAAACAAAAAGGCCCUGGCAUAGACAGCAGCAUCCAUAGCAGCAGCAAACUCUUCAGUGCCAAGCUGGAGCAGCUCACCAGCAGGACCAACUCCCUAGGGAGGUCCACAGGAAGCCACUACGAGUGUUUGUCGCUGGAAAGAGCAGAAAGUCUGUCCUCUGUGAGCUCCAAAAUGAGCCCUGGCAGAGACACCACCAUGCCUAGGGCUGGAAGGAGCCUCAGCCGCAGUGCCAUGUCCUCACCCACCAACUCGGGCCUCUCUCAGUCUGCAGGUGCCUCCCCAAAAGCCAGCCAGUCAAAGAUCUCUGCUGUCAGCAAGCUCCUGCUGGCAAGUCCCAAGGCCCGCAGCCUCUCUGCCUCUGCCACCAAAACACUCAGCUUCUCCACCAAGUCUCUGCCUCAGUCCGUGGGGCAGAGCACCAGUUUGCCCCCGAGUGGGAAGAACAUGUCCUGGUCAAUGCAGUCCCUCGGCAGAAGCCGGGGCUCCAGCCUUGCUUCCAAAUUGCCCCUUCGAGCUGUCAAUGGGAGGAUUUCAGAGCUGCUCCAAGGGAGCACCAGUGCCAGAGGCGUACAGGGAAGCAUGGAGCCGGACGAGCGCGGGGCCCUUCCCGGAGAUGAGAAGCCAGCUGUUCACAUGCUGCCUUCACCUUACAGCAAGAUCACCCCUCCUCGGAAACCUCACCGCUGCAGCAGCGGCCAUGGCAGUGACAACAGCAGUGUCCUGAGCGGGGAGCUGCCCCCUGCUAUGGGGAAAACAGCCCUUUUCUACCACAGCGGGGGCAGCAGCGGCUACGAGAGCAUGAUGAGGGACAGCGAGGCCACGGGAAGUGCCUCCUCAGCACAGGACUCCAUGAGCGAGAACAGCAGCUCUGCCAGUGGCAGGUGCCGGAGCCUCAAAACCCCGAAGAAGAGAUUAAAUGCAGGUUCACAGAGGAGGAGGCUUAUUCCAGCUUUAUCCCUUGACACUGCCUCCCCAGCAAGGAAGCCUGCCAGCAGCCCCGGGGUGCGCUGGGUGGAUGGGCCACUGCGGAGCGGGCAGAGGGGGCUGGGGGAGCCCUUUGAGAUCAAAGUCUAUGAGAUUGAUGACGUGGAGAGGCUCCAGCGACGGCGAGGUGGGGACAGCAAGGAGGUGAUAUGUUUCAAUGCCAAGCUGAAAAUCCUGGAGCAUCGCCAGCAGAGAAUCGCUGAGGUCAAGGCCAAGUAUGAGUGGUUGAUGAGAGAACUGGAGGUGACCAAACAGUACCUGAUGCUGGAUCCUAAUAAGUGGCUCAGUGAAUUUGAUCUGGAGCAGGUAUUUGAGCUGGAUUCUCUGGAAUACUUGGAGGCCCUGGAAUGUGUGACUGAGCGUUUGGAAAACCGUGUCAACUUCUGCAAGGCCCAUCUCAUGAUGAUCACCUGUUUUGACAUCACCUCUAGGCGUCGAUAA
Messenger RNA from Cinclus cinclus, 6348 nucleotides. RefSeq names its product kinesin family member 26B (gene KIF26B). Bases 1 to 6348 code for a protein of 2115 amino acids. The transcript is spliced from 15 exons. Lineage: Eukaryota; Metazoa; Chordata; Aves; Passeriformes; Cinclidae. The record is from RefSeq and is a predicted model, not a curated record. Gene Ontology annotation, biological process: microtubule-based movement. Gene Ontology annotation, molecular function: ATP binding; microtubule binding; microtubule motor activity.